Bipolaris sorokiniana ND90Pr is the source of this 796-nucleotide messenger RNA. RefSeq lists its product as uncharacterized. The coding region runs from base 185 to 655 and encodes 156 amino acids. The record is from RefSeq and is a predicted model, not a curated record. The transcript is spliced from 2 exons. NCBI's taxonomy places the organism in Eukaryota, Fungi, Ascomycota, Dothideomycetes, Pleosporales, Pleosporaceae.
UGAUAUAUUUAUAUAAAACCAGUACCGGCCACGGGCAAGUCCCUCCUCUUUUUCUCUCCUUUGCAAUCAGACAGUGACAACAAUCCGGUCUUCGAUUUCAACUUUUGUUUGACACAUCAACCCAACGAGAAAGAAGAUAGCCAAGCGAAAAGAAAUACAGAAAGAAAGAGACAGAAGGAAAAAAAUGCAGUACCGACUAGUCUCUAUGCUCGCCGCCGGCGUAUUGGUGGCUAUGAGCAGCGCCGCGCCAGUUCCCUCACCUGAUAAUCUAUCCAUCACCAACCCCCCAAACACCAUCGAGCUCGGCAAGCCCUCGUCAGAAAUCUCCUGGGGCAGGAGCGUCGAUACCGAAGUCACCAACCCCGACGUGGUAGAUAUUUCCCCUCCCACCUCUGAGAUCAUCUGGAGCAAGGAGAAGAAGGCGCGUGGUGUGGAGUUUGAGAAGCCAAAGGAUAGCUUCAACCUGGGCAACGCAAACACGGUCGUAACGUGGGGCAAGCGCGAUUCCACCACUGGUGUCACGCCCGAGGAUACUAUUGAGCUGGGCAAGCCUAGCACUGAGAUCACGUGGAGCAAGGAAAAGCGUGAUGAGCUUGUCACGCCAGAUGAUAGCAUCAGUCUUGGUAAGCCGUCGACGGUUGUGACGUGGUCUUGAAGUCAGGGCGAGUAAGGGGGGUAGUGAUGGUGGUGAUAAAGAACGUCUAGGAGCUCAUUCAUAGCUACGUAUAUGGUUCUAUUCGAAGGGUAAGGAGUUUUUCUUAGUGGUUGAAAGAGUAUGUAGUUUCAUAGGAUAUAC